CUGGCCUCAGAGUGUGGGAAAGCUAAUCCUGACUGGGACUCAUGGCUUUGUAAUGCUAAUGAGCUCCUAUAAAUAGAGGAGCACGACCCUCAUUCCCAACACAACCAACUUGCUCUCCUCAGAGAAGCAUCUCUCCAUCUGAAAGAAUGGCUCCAACUUACACGAGUGACUACUCCAAACUUUCCAACAAGGAGAAACACAAAUUAAGAAAACCUGCAGUGGAAAAGAUGCGCAGAGAUCGCAUCAACAGCUGCAUCGAGCAGCUCAAAUCCAUGCUGGAGAAGGAGUUCCAGCAGCAGGACCCCAACACCAAACUGGAGAAAGCCGAUAUCCUGGAGAUGACGGUGGUCUUCCUGAAACAGCAGCUGCAGAACAAGACUUCAGCUCCACAGAAAGCCCACUUUGACGGCUAUUCCCAGUGUUGGAGGGAAACCAUGAGCUUCCUAUCGGUCAACUCCAAGCCGGACGCUGUACGUCAACAUCUGAACCACUGCCAAGAAGCCCAGAGAUCAGCUAAAGACCUCAUCCACUCGUCUCCAGCUUCCCAUCAGCCCACCAAGGUGAAGCAGGAACCAUGUGCCCACAGACCGCUCUGGAGACCCUGGUAGAGACUCAAGAUCAAAGACUUUCACAUGAAAACUAGAUGGUGGUUUUACCAUCUCUUAUGUUGUAGGAGAUAAACAUUUCCAUAUUUCUAUGUUCUUUGCAAACAUGUCAUAUCGCUUCAUAUUGAAGUUUCGAUUGUUUUAUUCUUAAUAAGAUUUUCUGUGCAAAUUAUUGCUAUAUUAGCAUGACAUUUACCUUGAGUAUGUCUAAAGGCUUUCUUUCCCCAGUUCUAAUGUUGUUUGGCUUGCAAACAGUGAUCUUGCUCAGAAUCUGAGCUCUUUGUACGGUCCUGAUGGACGUUCAUUUGAUACAGCCUUUUGUGAAGGCUACAGAAAAACAAUAUUUGUUCUUGUGAUGGCACUCGGGUGCAUUGAAACAUUGUAGACACUGUGUGUCUAACAUUGCAUUUAAUAAAAGCAGUUAAUUACUAAAAA
Messenger RNA from Rhinichthys klamathensis goyatoka, 1040 nucleotides. RefSeq names its product hairy and enhancer of split-related 15, tandem duplicate 1 (gene her15.1). Gene Ontology annotation, cellular component: nucleus. Lineage: Eukaryota; Metazoa; Chordata; Actinopteri; Cypriniformes; Leuciscidae. Gene Ontology annotation, biological process: regulation of neurogenesis; regulation of transcription by RNA polymerase II; anterior/posterior pattern specification. The record is from RefSeq and is a predicted model, not a curated record. Gene Ontology annotation, molecular function: DNA-binding transcription factor activity, RNA polymerase II-specific; RNA polymerase II cis-regulatory region sequence-specific DNA binding; protein dimerization activity. The transcript has 2 exons. The coding region runs from base 147 to 608 and encodes 153 amino acids.